GCUCCCCUGCCACGAGUCUUCCCAGUAGGGCCAUGGGCCGGCGGGGAGGGUCUGAGCAGGCUGCUACUACAGGGCAGUGCUGCUAGCACAUGAGCGUCUGUCAUAGGCUAUGGGGUUGGUAGGCACGCGUGUGUGGAGAGGAGUACACGUGGGGGCGUGUCCGUGUGCAGAGCAGCGUACACGUGUACUGGGUGUGUCUGUGUGCAGAGCAGAGUACAUGUGUACGGGGUGUGUCCGUGUGCGGAGCGGAGUACAGGUGUAUGGGGUGUGUCCGUGUGCAGAGCGGCAUACACGUGUACUGGGUGUGUCUGUGUGCAGAGCAGAGUACAUGUGUAUGGGGCAUGUCCGUGAGCAGAGGGGUGUACACAUGUUCGGGGCGUUUCUGUGCAGAGCGGAGUACAUGUGGUUGGGGCGUGUCCGUGUGCGAAGCAGCGUACACAUGUAUGGGAUGUUUCUGUGCAGAGGGAAGUAUUUGUGUAAGGGUUGUGUUCAUGUGCGGAGAGGUGUACAGGUGUACGGGGCAUGUCUGUAUGUGGAGCGGAGUACAGGUGUAUGGGGUGUGUCCGUGUGCAGAGUGGAGUGCAGGUGUAUGGAGUGUGUCCGCUCCACACACGGAGUACACGUGCACGGGGCGUGUCCGUGUGCGGAGCGGAGUACACGUGCACGGGGCGUGUCCGUGUGCGGAGCGGAGUACUCGUGUACGGGGCGUGUCCAUGUGCAGAGCAGAGUACAGGUGUACGGGGCGUGUCCGUGUGCGGAGCGGAGUACAGGUGUACGGGGCGUGUCCGUGUGCAGAGCGGAGUACAGGUGUACGGGGCGUGUCCGUGUGCGGAGCGGAGUACUCGUGUACGGGGCGUGUCCGUGUGCGGAGCGGAGUACAGGUGUACGGGGCGUGUCCGUGUGCGGAGCGGAGUACUCGUGUACGGGGCGUGUCCGUGUGCAGAGCAGAGUACAGGUGUACGGGGCGUGUCCGUGUGCGGAGCGGAGUACAGGUGUACGGGGCGUGUCCGUGUGCGGAGCGGAGUACAGGUGUACGGGGCGUGUCCAUGUGCAGAGCAGAGUACAGGUGUACGGGGCGUGUCCGUGUGUGGAGCGGAGUACAGGUGUACAGGGCGUGUCCAUGUGCAGAGCAGAGUACAGGUGUACGGGGCGUGUCCGUGUGCGGAGCGGAGUACAGGUGUACGGGGCGUGUCCGUGUGCGGAGCAGAGUACAGGUGUACGGGGCGUGUCCGUGUGCGGAGCGGAGUACAGGUGUACGGGGCGUGUCCGUGAGCGGAGCGGAGUACAGGUGUAUGGGGCGUGUCCGUGUGUGGAGCGGAGUACAGGCGUACGGGGCGUGUCCGUGUGCGGAGCGGAGUACAGGCGUACGGGGCGUGUCCGUGUGCGGAGCGGAGUACAGGUGUACGGGGCGUGUCCGUGUGCGGAGCGGAGUACAGGUGUACGGGGCGUGUCCGUGUGCAGAGCAGAGCGGAGUACAGGUGUACGGGGCGUGUCCGUGUGCGGAGCGGAGUACAGGUGUAUGGGGCGUGUCCGUGUGCAGAGCAGAGCGGAAUACAGGUGUAUGGGGUGUGUCCGCUCCACACACAGAGUACAGGUGUACGGGGCGUGUCCGUGUGCAGAGCAGAGCGGAGUACAGGUGUACGGGGCGUGUCCGUGUGCGGAGCGGAGUACAGGUGUACGGGGCGUGUCCGUGUGCAGAGCAGAGCGGAGUACAGGUGUACGGGGCGUGUCCGUGUGCGGGCAGGGCACGGAUGAGGUUGGCUUGGUAGAGUGAGGUCAAUCCACUGCCCUCCAGAUUCUGCGGGCAGAUGCUGGUGUUGCCCCUUUGCAUGUGGCCCUGGUCCGGGAGGGUUUGCAGGCCAGAGCUCCUUGCUGACCCCCUGGGUCACGGCUCCUGCUGCAUCUGUCUAGAAAUGUGGCCUGGGCCAUGAGAGCUGCCAGCUGCGGCACUUCCUCUGGCCUCCCCUGUGGCCAGCAGAGAACACUCUGCCCUUGGGGGUCACUGAGGGCGAGGGGGGGACGCGGGGAUGACAUCACUGCCGGGCGCUGGGCUCUGGAGGGCCCUCUGCUAGACACUAGUGCACCAAGAACAUAAGAACGGCCAGACUGGGUCAGACCAAAGGUCCAUCCCGCCCAGUGCCCUGUCUGCUGACAGUGACCAAUGCCAGGUGCCCCAGAGGGAGUGAACCUAACAGGUAAU
Molecule: messenger RNA, 2200 nt
Organism: Mauremys mutica (yellowpond turtle)
Lineage: Eukaryota; Metazoa; Chordata; Testudines; Geoemydidae
Exons: 2
Coding region: 110-1774 (554 amino acids)
Source: RefSeq, a predicted model, not a curated record